This is a messenger RNA of Phragmites australis (common reed), 506 nucleotides long. RefSeq lists its product as uncharacterized. The transcript is spliced from 2 exons. Lineage: Eukaryota; Viridiplantae; Streptophyta; Magnoliopsida; Poales; Poaceae. The record is from RefSeq and is a predicted model, not a curated record. The coding region runs from base 62 to 409 and encodes 115 amino acids. Gene Ontology annotation, molecular function: zinc ion binding; nucleic acid binding.
UCUCCCUCCUGAGUUUACUCCCUUUAAGAUAAAUUACAACACUCAGAAAGAGAAGUGGAGCAUGAGCGACUUGAUCGCAAUGUGCGUCCAAGAGGAAGAGAGGGUGAGGGCUGAAAAUAAAGAUUUUGUGAAUCAAAUAAGCAGCCCCAAGAAUAAAAGAAAAUUCCAAGGGGAUUUCAAGUCUAAGAAAAGGUUGCAUUUCGUCGCUAAACACGACAAGGCAGCACAGAGGGUGCCCAAGGCAUUUGCUCCUUCUGCUCCUGCCUCUCAAGAAUCUAAAGAUGACGGAUGCCACUUCUGCCACAAGAAGGACCACUACCAAAAGGAUUGUGUUGGUUUCCUGAAGUGGCUUGCAAAGAAGGGGAUUCCUUACCGCGAGAACAUUAAGAAAGGGGGAGCGAAGUCUUAGAGUGGCCAAUGGGAAGGAAGCUCAAGUUGAAGCUAUCGGAUCCUUUCCAUUAGUUCUUAAUAGUGGCUUCACUCUUAGAUUAAAUAAUGUAGUUUAU